Messenger RNA from Megalopta genalis, 5734 nucleotides. It is a transcript of the gene PAN2, whose product is annotated as PAN2-PAN3 deadenylation complex catalytic subunit PAN2. Gene Ontology annotation, biological process: mRNA processing; nuclear-transcribed mRNA poly(A) tail shortening. Gene Ontology annotation, molecular function: protein binding; nucleic acid binding; poly(A)-specific ribonuclease activity. The record is from RefSeq and is a predicted model, not a curated record. Gene Ontology annotation, cellular component: PAN complex; P-body. Lineage: Eukaryota; Metazoa; Arthropoda; Insecta; Hymenoptera; Halictidae.
AUAGAGUGUAUAGCUUCCUUGGUGUUUGUGUUCAGUGUUUUGUUAAGGAUUUCAACAAAUAUUUCGUCAAAGUGUUGAGUCGUUUCGCGCUCGUUCUAUACCCAGUGCAGCCCAGAACAGCACCGCGUUCUAGUGAAUUUCGCGUCCUUGCCAUUGGCGUUACUGGCGAACGCGGCAAGAACAGAUGUCGCCACCUUCAAGGCCGUGAUACAACCUUACACGGGUGAAACGCGUAGAAAAGUCGAAACAUGAAUUAAAGGUGUUUCGAUAACGGAGUCAGUUCUUGAAUCGUGAUAAAAAAGUUCUGAAAGCGUUACAUUUCGGCCGAUUUGAAUCGUCUUGAUAGUGCAGUGUCAUUCAAACCGCGAAUAUCGGUGGCGAAGUGUAUCGCUUGUUGCACAGUUGCCAAGGCGACUAAGAAGGUGCGUGGCUGCGUGCGUGUGCGUGUCUGAAAGUUGAAAGUGUGUUAUGAAAAGAGAACGAUCGCCUGAACUGCAAUUCAACAGCUAUCUUCGCGGCAAUUCAAUGUUUUGAAAAUCGAACAGUCUGAAGACAGGAAUAUUAUGGAUUACCCCGUGGUUGUCGAUUACUACGACUUGGGCCUAGAGGCUCCAUUCGAGUUUGGGGAGCACGACCAAGACUUUUUCUGGGAUGACGCAGCAUAUGUAAUGGCCAAUGAAGAAUAUAUAGCUGCAGUCGAACAAUUUGGAGACUAUGCUGGAUCUGAGUACAGUGAAACUCGUACCAUACUCGCCGAUGGCGGAGAUAGAUUUGGAAUUUCGAAUAUUACUUUUGACACGAAGGAAGAGCUUCUGUGGAUGGGGAAUCAAGGGGGACAUGUAACAUCUUAUUACGGGCCUGAGUUACAAAAAUAUACCUCCUUUCAAGUACAUACGCAACAUGGAAUUCGCGAUAUUCAGCCAGUGGAAGAGAGCAUCUUAAUCUUGACGCAAGAUUCGUUAAGAUGCCAAUUAAGAAGGGGAAUUCCAAUAUUUACUCACAUGUCGGCAAAUAUGACAGAUAUGCAAUGCAUGCUUCAAGUUUGUUCUACAAGAUUACUAAUGGGAGGACAUCAGGAUGAAAUAAUUGACUUUGAUCUCGUUACCGCGAAAGAGAUUGGUGGAGUAAUGGUAGAAGAAGGUGGUUGUGCAAUGUUAAGAAAGCAUAAUAGGCUGAUAUGUGCUGGUGACCCUAGUGGAAGAAUUGAUCUCAGGAAUCCAAAUACAUUGAAUAUCGAACACACUUUAAAUACUCAUAGCGGAUCCCUUAAUGAUUUUGAUGUACAAGGAAAUUACCUUGUCACCUGUGGUUUUAGUAAUAGUCGACAGGGCCUCACAGUGGAUCGUUUUUUAAUGGCAUAUGAUCUGAGACAAAUGCGAGCAUUAAUUCCUAUUACUACUAUGGUGUAUCCACUUUUAUUAAAGUUUCUACCGAGUUAUUCGAGUCGUAUAGCUGUUGUAUCGCCAUCGGGACAAAUGCAAUUGUUAGAUACUAUCUAUGCGAAUGUACAACCCACUGAGCAAUGCAUGUAUCAGGUUGCUACUGGUGGUGCGAUGACUCUAGCGUUCGAUGUAUCCUCCACAUCCCACUGUCUUUGCUUUGGAGAUACAGGAGGUUCCAUACAUCUUAUGUCUACAAAUACACAUGAUCUGAAGUUCAAUACGUUUUCCCGCACAACAGAAUUUGCUGAUCCAGCUGAUCCAAUUCAUCCUGUUUAUAUACCAUUUGAUGACGAUGUUACACCCCUAAGUACAAUACCCAUUAUUUACAAUGGUCAUCCGUUGUUGAGCGAUUGGGCGGAGGAAUAUAUUAGAAAAGUUUAUAGACCAACGCCAACAAUUAAUUCUGAAAUUUUACGCACAAUGAAAAUGCAAGGAACAAUAGGCUAUGCACCAAAUCCUCAUGCGUCUCGCAGAAAUCAAAUAACUUACGACGAUUUCGAAAUGCAAUAUGGCGUAGUCACAAAACUAUUUCCAGGGAACCCACAAUUUAGACCACAUGAUGGCACAUCUAUUAAUAUUCCUAAACGAUAUCGUAAAGUUGAAGUGAAAUACACCCGUCUUGGUUACGAGGAGUUCGAUUUCGAUCAGUAUAAUCGCACCAGUUUCUGUGGCCUGGAAGCUACACUUCCCAACAGUUAUUGUAAUCCUAUGUUACAAUUGCUUUAUUAUUGCGAACCUCUGAGAAUAGCAUUGCUCUCGCAUUCGUGCCAAAGAGAAUUCUGCCUCUCUUGUGAACUGGGGUACCUGUUUCACAUGAUGGACAUAUCCCGAGGAUUACCUUGCCAAGCUGCGAAUUUCCUCAGAGCUUUUAGGACCGUUCCUGAAGCAGCCGCGUUAGGACUUAUAUUGAGCGACCUGCAUCCAGAAGCCAGAAAGAGAAUUUGCUUAUUACAAUUAAUACAAAGCUGGAAUAGGUUUAUAUUAUAUCAACUUCAUUACGAGAUGGUGGAGACAAGGAAAGAGCAACAGGAGCAAGAAAUUGCGGCACGUUUAAAGCCUAGUCCCAAGUAUCCUUCGUUCGUGUAUAACGAACAAGACUUCCCUAGCAUCUUGCAAGACAUUGGAACGCGGUAUAGAAGCCACGACGAAGAACGGAAAAGAAGGAGAAAGCAAGAGGAGGAUGGUAAAUAUAUGUGGAUCACGUCGAAAGAGAAGAAUGGAAAAAAGUCUAUCAUAGAAAACCAAAUACGAGAUGAUAAGACUGAGAUCAGACGCCUGUUCGGAUCCAAACAAAUACACGUAUAUCGUUGUAUUAAAUGCCAUCGUGAAGCUACCAAACAUUCCAUCAUGUUGCUAUGCAAUUUAUAUUAUCCGGAUUUACAAUAUCCUCCUGUGGAGGUUCCGUUUACAAGUGUUCUUGCCAGCAGUUUAAGAACCCAGAAAUUGACACCUGCCUGGUGUGAAAAUUGUCAAAAAUUUGCACCCACCUUCCAAUCUAGACAAUUGACUGAACUACCUCAAAUAUUGGCGUUGAACUGUGGUUUAGAUUCGGAACAGGACAAGCUGUUCUUCCAAAUUCAAAUGGAUAUCGUCGUUCAAAAGGUGUUAAGUGAAAAAGAGGGUAGUCCAUCUUCUAGUCCUGUCCCCGUUACCGUAAAACCUUGUAGGUACGGUAACAAUUGCACCCGACCUGAUUGUAGAUUUGGGCACACUGGUAGAGAUACAGAAAACAUGUCAACGCCACCUGUUACACCCCCUACGGCGACUGCAGGAGCAGGAUCAUUUACGAACCCACCUAGUCACUUGUAUUAUUGGCAUUCAUGGAUUCCACACCAUAUUGACGUUUUGUUGAAAAGUGAUGGUGAAAUUACCGUAGAAAAAAUUAGUAAUCCAGAGAAUGACACCGCCGAAUGUAAUAGUAGUAGUGAGUCCACAAAGAAGAGAGUGGUGGAAAAUGGUGAGACGAACAGCAAGGUGGAUCAAGUUCCAGGAUGUUCUUCAACGUCCUGCAAAAACCAUGUUGCUGCAGACAAUGGUGAUGGGGUCAACGCAAAUGCGACUAACGAGAGUACGAAGAAUGUGAGCAAAAUGCAGUACAGUCUCAGCGCUGUUAUCUGUCACAUAAAUGAUAAAAGUAAUGACGACAAAAGACAUCUCGUUGCAAUGAUACGGGUUGGGCCAAAUUAUCAUAUAAGAUCAGCUGGUAGUCCUGUGUCACAAUGGUACAUUAUGAAUGACUUUUGUAUAUCAACAAUAACACCACAAGAAGCAGUUUGGUUCGAUCUAGAUUGGAAAGUUCCUUGCAUCCUUUAUUACACAGCAGUGCCAGCACCUGAGCCAGCUCCUUUAGUUUGUCCUCUUACAUACGAUGUAUUUGGAGAAGACAAAUGUAUUGCUCGUAGUGGCGGAACUAGAGGAAUCACAUUUACUCCUUUAACAUCUGAUGAAAUGCCGAGGAAUGGAGACUUAGUCGGUAUUGAUGCAGAAUUUGUAACUUUAAAUCAAGAAGAAUCUGAACUUCGCAGUGACGGUAAAAUGUCCACCAUCAAACCAAGUCACAUGUCGGUUGCGCGAGUUACUUGUAUACGCGGGCAAGGUCCUUUGGAAGGCACGCCCUUCAUAGAUGACUAUAUAAGCACUCAAGAGCAAGUGGUUGAUUACCUAACAAAAUUCAGCGGUAUUCAACCAGGUGAUUUAGACGCAAAUUUCAGCAGCAAACAUUUAACCACUCUUAAAUCAACUUACCAGAAGUUGCGGUUUUUAGUCGACAAUGGAAUAAUAUUUGUAGGUCACGGAUUAAAAAAUGAUUUUAGGGUAAUCAAUUUAGUUGUUCCGCCGGAACAGGUAAUAGAUACAGUACUGCUGUUUCAUUUGCCACAUCAUCGUAUGGUGUCACUGCGGUUUCUAACGUGGCACUUUUUGGGUAGGAAGAUUCAAUCUGUAACGCACGAUUCAACGGAAGAUGCUCGUGCAGCCCUCGAAUUGUAUCAUAAAUAUGUAGAGCUACAAUUUAUGGGAACAUUGACAGAAUCAUUGAAGGACCUCUAUCAAAUUGGCAACCAACUGGCUUGGAAGGUACCAGAUAGCUGAUACGAGGAUGAUUCCCACGAGGAAAUGCAGGAUUUCUUUCCGUCGAGCAACGAGGGCGAAAUUUAGAUGAUAAUUCCGGAACAUGGUACAUAUAAUUUAAGAAUUGUAUUUCGUGAAGCAUCGGCUAAUUUGUUCCAAACACUGAAGAAGACAGUGUUUCGUGAUUCCAUUUUAUAGCGAAAUCAUGCGCUCCUCGUUAUUCAUUGAGUCUGACGGUAAAAAGAGUGUUUGCGACUGAAGUGUGGCGAACGUCGUCGCAAAUGUAAAUAAUACGGGUACAAUUACAUUCUUUUUUUACGAUACUACUUCGUCCGGUCGUUCGUUACAUCACACUGAGCAUGAGUAUGAUUGAAUUAUCGUAUCUGAAUCAAAUGUUUGAACACAAUCCUCGUCAAACCAAUCUUGUAAAUUAUUGAGGUAAUUAACGAAAAGGAAUUCUUAUUGAUCAUGGUUUUAGGCAUUUCUUACAUGCUGAUCAGUGGUGAUUUUGUACAUAUUCUCGAAUAGCGUUUUCGAAGAGCAGUAUCAAUUCCACACUGCCCGAUUAUAUAUGAAUAUUUAUUUUAAUUUUUGCGAUAUGUUUUAACCGCAAAAAGCAACACAAUCCAUCCUGAUCAACAACCGUAUCAUAGAUUCGUGUAUAUAACUCAUAGUAUUCUAGCAAUAAUUAUGGAUGGAAAAUCGAUAGGAAGGUAACGUUUCACGGUUUCCUUUUGUACGUAUCUUUUCUAAGAGAUUGACUUUUGUACAUCAAACAACACAACAAAAUAAGCAAAGUACAGGCCGUUUUAAUUUAUCGUGCGCACUAAAACAAGCUAGAAGUGUUUUCUAAACUGUCGUUUUCUAUAAAGCUCGCGAGAUAAAAUAAUAAUACUAAAAUAGUACUAUAUUUUACAAAAAAACAAUUGUAUUCAUAGAUUAUUUUUAUAUGAAUUUUAUCAAUAUCAAAAAAAUGGAAAAAGGGGCAAAAUACUAUCAAAAUCUAUGAAAUGAGAUUAGAUUAUGAAAGGAUAUAUUUUUUUAUAUCAGGAAAGAUUUUCUUAUUAUUUUAACGUAUCAAAACUUGUACGUUGAUUCCGAUGGAAAUGCGAUCCGUAAAGGUGAUUUAAACAGAUCGGUAGCACACUAUGUUAAAUAAUCAUGCAUUUUUUUUGUGUACAUGAUGUCAAUGUGAUUUUUCAAUAAAUGAUCCUAAAAAUAAA